CGUUCUCCUUCCUCGUCUCCUCGCCCUCCCCCUCGUCCCUCCUUUCCUCGUCACCUCUGAGCCCACCAUGGUCAAGCUUUCGCUCGCCGUCUUUCUCGCCGCGCUCCUGAGCGUCGCCGUCGCUGGCGCCGUACCCGCCGACGCUCGCGAGGCCCGCAUCAUCAAGGUUCGCGCCCUUCGCGACGCCGCCGAGCAGGCCAACCUCACCAAGCGCCAGGGCAACUCUGCGUUCGGCCACUCGCAAGGCAACGGUCGCGGCAAGGGCAAGGGCAAGGGCAAGGGCAAGGGCAACAACGGCAAGGGUCACGGUCACGGUAACGGGCCCGACCUCGACUUUGACCCGAAGAACUGCGGCAGGCCCUUCUUCGAGUGCCCGGCCUCGUACAACGGCGUCGGCACGCCGCACUGCGACUACGGCCACUGCAAGCUCCGCUGCCCUCCCGGCUGGAACCAGUUCCUGUCGCACCACCCCGAGCUGCCCAACUUCUGCGCCCCGGCCUAACGGCGUACGCCCUCGCACCGCCGACAAACUCUCGCUCGCCCUCUUGCCUUUCCGCCUCUCGUACAUGGUUUUGCCUUCACUUUGCGUUCGUCGCCUCUCAUCCUCGGCUCCUCGUCUCGUUCGACCUUUCCCACAACCUCUAGAGAUCUAUGUAGAUGCGCUGGGCGCACUUCUGCUGCGACGCGCUUGCCGUUCCUUUCGUUGCGCCCU
Messenger RNA from Rhodotorula graminis WP1, 712 nucleotides. RefSeq lists its product as uncharacterized. The record is from RefSeq and is a predicted model, not a curated record. The transcript is spliced from 4 exons. The coding region runs from base 68 to 502 and encodes 144 amino acids. NCBI's taxonomy places the organism in Eukaryota, Fungi, Basidiomycota, Microbotryomycetes, Sporidiobolales, Sporidiobolaceae.